AUGCAGCCGUAUGAGAGCCAGAUUUUCCAACAGAAAGUGUAUGAAGAGCAAGCAAAACAGCUGCGACAGCACCAAAAGGCUGUAAAGGCUCUGCAACGUCUCAAAGCUACAGAAGAGACGGUAGAAGAACUCAUACCAGAAGAGAAGUCAGAGCCACUCGUACCAGAAGAGACGGUAGCGGAACUCAAACAAGAAGAGACGGUAGAGCAACUCAGACCAGAAGAGACAGUAGAGGAACUUAUACCAGAAGAGACGGUAGAGGGACCCAUACCAGAAGAGACGGAAGAGGAACUCAUACCAGAAGAGACGGUAGAGGAACUACUCAUACCAGAAGACAGCCAACUGGAAGUCUUACCGUCGGAGAUCCAAGAGGCAGCCGUAACGAAGCAGGCCUCAGCUGAAGAGACUGUGGAUAUUUCUCUGGAGGAAGAAACACAGUCCAUCGCAAAAGGCACCAGAUCUGCCCAUCUCAUGGCUGCUGCGAUGGUAAAGAAGUUAGUUCAAAAAGCCCACAUGGUUCCUGACACUGAGCAGCAGAUCCAUCUUGUCCAAAUGCUUAGAAAAGUGGAGACUGGGGUUCGGAUCCCAGAGGACAGUCAGCUCACAGACAAAGACCUCAAAGCCAUCGGGAAAGCGGCCGCCAAAAGCUUACUGCAGGAGUGUGGCUCGGUGUCUGCUCUAAGAGACAAUAGUUUCACUGAGGAAACUAUGAAACUGAACCUCCAACUCAGGUAUUAUUUGGCCCAUGGUCCUCAGACUAGGCCAACGUGCUUCUUUGCAAGGGUUUGGAAGGUCUUCAGAAGAAACCGGAUCAGCUCAGGACCUCUGAGCACCUAUUUGUCAUCUCCCAUCUACUAA
Messenger RNA from Knipowitschia caucasica, 858 nucleotides. NCBI's taxonomy places the organism in Eukaryota, Metazoa, Chordata, Actinopteri, Gobiiformes, Gobiidae. The record is from the annotation of a GenBank genome assembly.